ACCCCUCUCCUCUCCUAUGUCGAUCCUAAACAAAACGAGAAAAGACAGUUGGCUGGUGCACUUUGAAGAGAGGCGUUGUUAGUUGCUCCGUUGUGUCGACAUUUUUCUGUUUAGUGUACCGAUUAAUCCUGAAAUAUCACCAUGGCUGACCAACUCACCGAAGAACAAAUUGCCGAAUUCAAAGAAGCUUUCUCGCUGUUUGAUAAAGACGGAGAUGGUACAAUUACUACGAAAGAAUUAGGUACAGUAAUGAGAUCUCUAGGACAAAAUCCUACAGAAGCAGAAUUACAGGAUAUGAUCAAUGAGGUAGAUGCCGAUGGUAAUGGUACAAUCGAUUUCCCCGAAUUCUUAACGAUGAUGGCGCGUAAAAUGAAAGACACUGACAGUGAGGAAGAAAUUCGCGAAGCAUUCCGAGUAUUCGAUAAGGACGGUAAUGGUUUCAUUUCAGCGGCGGAACUCCGCCACGUGAUGACCAACCUUGGUGAGAAAUUGACAGACGAAGAAGUUGAUGAAAUGAUCAGGGAGGCAGACAUCGACGGUGAUGGUCAAGUCAAUUACGAAGAGUUUAUCAGGACACAUCUGUUAGCCAAGUGAUUAUAUGUUGUAUAAAAAAGAAAUAACAUUUAUAAAGUAGUGAGUAACAGUGGCAUUUAAAGUAGAUCAAAUUGUUAUAACUUAAAUAUUUUAAUUCUUUGUAGUUGACAUUGUUAUUGUUUUCAUUAAAAUGUUUAACAGCAA
Messenger RNA from Psylliodes chrysocephalus, 738 nucleotides. The record is from the annotation of a GenBank genome assembly. Lineage: Eukaryota; Metazoa; Arthropoda; Insecta; Coleoptera; Chrysomelidae.